Messenger RNA from Papaver somniferum (opium poppy), 1233 nucleotides. RefSeq lists its product as uncharacterized. The transcript is spliced from 2 exons. NCBI's taxonomy places the organism in Eukaryota, Viridiplantae, Streptophyta, Magnoliopsida, Ranunculales, Papaveraceae. Bases 68 to 862 code for a protein of 264 amino acids. The record is from RefSeq and is a predicted model, not a curated record.
AGUUUCUCUCUCCUGGGAGGAAAAAAAAGAGACGUCAACAAAAGAGAGGGAGAAGAGGGUAAUAAAAAUGGUAAACCAUUUAUUUUCUCUCUCCUCCUCCAUUACCACCACCACCACCACCACCACCACCACCAUGCCCUCUCCUUCACUUCCUUCUUCCUCCUCCUCUCAUAAUCACCACCACCACAAUCACAACCACCACCAUCAAAAACCUAAUAAGAAAACAUCAACAAACACAAACCCUAAUAACCCGAAUUCCUCCACAUUACUGUGCAAACACUCACCCUCAGCAACAUUAGAUAUAUUAAUCUUAAUCUUAGUAUUAUUCUCAUGCACAUUCUUAAUUACAUCAUACUUUUCAUACAUUUUAACAUCACUCUCAAAAAUCAUACCUAUCUCAUCACAAAUUGAUUCGUUCAAGCAAUCGCCAUUCCCGUAUUUAUUAGGGUUUUUGAUCUUCUUCGCUGUGUCGGUGGUUCUUGUUGAGAUCUGUUGUAAUUCAUUUAAAUCGAGGAAAUGUGAUAACCCUAAUUGCAAAGGUUUGAAAAAGGCUAUGGAAUUUGAUAUACAAUUACAAACCGAAGAUUCGUUGAAGAAAUCGUUGAGUACUACCGGGGCUAAUUGUUUGGAAUUUGAUAAUCUUCCUUGGAAAGGUGGAAACCAGGUCAAUCCUGAUUAUGAGUGUUUGAGAUCUGAACUUAGAAGAAUGGCUCCUCCUAAUGGUCGUGCUGUUUUGCUUUUUAGGACAAGAUGUGGUUGUCCUAUUGCUAAACUUGAAGCUUGGGGACCUAAACGUGGUCGCCGCCACAAGAAGGCUCUGAGCAAUCUGGUGCUCGACGGAGGAGGGGGAGAUCAUCACUAGUUUUGUUUUAUGUGGGGAUUUUCAGUCAGUCGUUCAGGUCAUAUUAGUAUCUCCGUGCUCUUAGUUUUUUGAUAUUGUUGUUGAGGCCGCGUUCGGGAUUUUUGGAGUCCUCGGAAUUUUCUUGUUUCUUGAAGAGUUAAACUGCUGUACUGUAGUGCCUGAGAACAAAUCUUUCUUGAACUUUAUUUACAAAGCCUGACGACGGCUGUCUUACCCAUUAUGUGGUGUUUAAACAAACUUUACUUAUCCAGUGUAUCCUUUAUAUUGCGAUUGGUUUUUUUCUGGUUAUUGUUAUAGAUUUUGCUGAAAAAGGAAGGAUAGACUGGAAUCAAUACCUAGUAAUUUAUCUUACUUGUUUUACUCUCUGCUCA